This is a messenger RNA of Solea senegalensis (Senegalese sole), 5143 nucleotides long. Its product is annotated as liprin-alpha-3-like. Bases 477 to 4193 code for a protein of 1238 amino acids. Gene Ontology annotation, biological process: synapse organization. The record is from RefSeq and is a predicted model, not a curated record. The transcript has 32 exons. Gene Ontology annotation, molecular function: protein binding. NCBI's taxonomy places the organism in Eukaryota, Metazoa, Chordata, Actinopteri, Pleuronectiformes, Soleidae. Gene Ontology annotation, cellular component: presynaptic active zone.
GCACACACACACACACACACACACACACUGGGCUUCAAAUUUGCCUUCGGAUGAGAGGAGCAUGGACGCGGAUGCAAGAGGCGCAGAGAUGAUGGAGCAGAGAGGAAUAUUUCCCAUCUAAACAUGGACACUCCGGGGCUCGCGGCUGCGAUGACUGUGCUCUUCCCCGCGGCGCUGUGAGGAGCAGCUCUGCCUCGUCAACAGUGUUGGAGCGUCAACCCUCCUUCAUCUCCUCCUGCCCCAUCACCCCUUCCCUUCCUCACCUCCAGACAAUCCUGCUACCUGGAACAGUAGCAUAAAAACAUGUGUAGACAUGGCCAAAAAAAUAUUUUUGGAAACCUGAAGAGGUAAAGAUUCUAUAUUUUGUUCAUCAAACCUUUGGUAGGAAAAAAAAAAUCACACAUAGACCGAUAUUUUGCGCACACAAUCCUACCAUUCAGUUUCCUUUGUUAACUUGACAUACACACCGCGGUCUGAUGAUGAUGUGCGAGGUGAUGCCCACCAUUUCCGAGGAUGGGCGAAGUGGAUCUGGCGGGGGGCCCUCCUCUCCUGCUGGGACAGGAGUCGGGGGCCCCGGAGGUGCGAUGGGAGGAGGAGGCUUCAGCGGGAGGGAGAUCAGAAGUGGAGAUGAGGGAGGCAGCACGGGGAACCUGGAGUCCCUGAUGGUCAACAUGCUGACCGAGAGGGAGAGGCUGCUGGAGAACCUGAGGGAGACACAGGACAGCUUGGGCACUGCUCACCUCCGCCUCCGUGAACUUGGCCACGAGAAGGAGUCACUUCAGAGGCAGCUGUCUAUUGCCUUGCCACAGGAGUUUGCGGUGCUGACGAAAGAGCUGAACGUUUGCCGCGAGCAGCUCCUGGAGAGGGAGGAGGAGAUUGCCGAGCUCAAGGCGGAGAGAAACAACACGCGCUUGCUGCUGGAACACUUGGAGUGUCUGGUGUCUCGCCACGAGCGCAGUCUGAGGAUGACAGUUGUGAAAAGACAGGCCCAGUCCCCAGCAGGAGUCUCCAGUGAGGUGGAGGUCCUUAAGGCCCUCAAGUCUCUGUUUGAGCACCACAAGGCCCUGGAUGAGAAGGUGCGAGAGAGGCUCCGCGUGGCCCUUGAGAGGGUGUCCAUGUUAGAGGAUCAACUGGCAGCGUCUUCUCAAGAGGUAAUCUCAUUAAAAGACCAAAUUAAAAGACGUCAACAAGGGGUGGACGGCGGGAAAGAUCGACUACCCAACGGUCCCUCCUCCGGCCUGGAGGACGGGGAGCUGGACAGACAGAGGGAGGGAGAGAUAGAGCGACAGAGAUCAGAACUCUCCCAGCUGAGGGAGAGGCUGGCCCUCAUGUGCCGACAGGUUGGAGAAAUAGAGGAGCAGCUUGCGGCCGCCAGGAGGGAGGUGACGAAGUCGGAGGAGGCCAAUCAGAAGCUCCAAAGGGAAGUGAAAGAGGCUCUUUGUCAGAGGGAGGACAUGGAGGAGAGGAUUACAACAUUAGAACGCAGGUACCUCAGUGCCCAGAGGGAGGCGACUUCUCUCCAUGAUAUCAAAGACAAGCUGGAAAAUGAGUUGGCAAGUAAGGAGUCCCUGCACAGACAGAGUGAAGAAAAAAACCGACAGCUGCAGGAGCGUCUGGAUGAAGCCAAGCAGAAGCUCCAGCAGACACUGCAGAGGGCAGAGACGCUGCCUGAAAUCGAGGCCCAGCUCGCUCAGAGAGUUGCUGCUCUCAACAAGGCAGAAGAACGCCACGGAAACUUUGAGGAGAGACUACGACAAAUGGAAGCUCAGCUCGAGGAGAAGAACCAAGAACUGCAGAGGGCGAGGCAGAGAGAGAAGAUGAAUGAUGAACACAACAAACGUCUCUCAGACACGGUGGACAAGCUUCUGUCUGAGUCCAACGAGCGACUGCAGCUCCACCUCAAAGAAAGGAUGGCAGCGCUCGAGGAGAAGAAUGCUCUUUCCGAGGAGUUGUCCAAUAUGAAGAAAAUCCAAGAUGAUCUCUUAGCCAAUAAGGAGCAGUUGCUUGCUGAGUUGGAGCGAAUACAAAUGGAGCUGGAUCAGCUGAGAGGCAGGACUGGCACAGGCUACUCCAGGGCUGGCAGCGUGAGUUCACUUCCCUCCACCCUCUUCCGAAGAUCUCUUCCAGGGAGUUCAUCGGAGCUGCGCUACCCCCAGGGCGGAGGCUCGCUCCCGUCCGGCUACAGCAGCUCCACCAGUGGGGUGGUGGUCAGGCGGGCGCACCGCGGCCGAUGGGGGCCUGCUAGAGAUGAUAAUAACAAGUAUGGAGAGUGGGACAGUGGGACAAUGAUUGUUCCUGGGUAUGAUGGUGGUGUGGACGGAGGCUGCUCGGAUGAUGAGGAGGACAGGGAGACUCUCUUCGGAUCGGAGCUUCUCUCUCCCAGCGGACAGACGGACGUACAGACUUUGGCCAUCAUGCUACAGGAACAACUGGAGGCCAUUAACAAGGAGAUCAAGCUCAUUCAAGAGGAAAAGGAGAGCACAGAGCUAAGGGCUGAGGAGAUUGAGAGUCGGGUCAGCAGCGUGGCCCUUGACGCCCCGUCUCUUCCCCCCUCCUCACUGGGAGGACGGGACAGCAUUAGUCGGGGUUACAUGACUCCCUCCAUCACCUCCUCCACGUUGGCAUCUCCUUCACCUCCCAGUUCAGGACAUUCCACCCCACGUCUGCCACACUCCCCUGCCAGAGAGACUGACAGACAGAAUAGCAAAGAUGGCGAAGAGUGCAGAGCACUCGCCCUGGUUGACUCCACGCCGCUCGCUGUCCCUCGAGCUCUGCGAUUGGACCGGAUGACACACACUCACCCCGGGGCGGGCCUGGAUGACCACCGGGAAUUUCGCAGUCUGUCUGCUGAUGGUGCCAUAACUGCUAGUCAGGAUUCCCUCCACAAAGCCAGCAAAAAGAAGAGCAUCAAGUCAUCAAUCGGUCGUCUCUUUGGCAAAAAGGAAAAGGGAAGAAUUGGUGCAUCGGGGCGCGAGUCCACCUCACUGGCCUCCACACCAUCUGAUGACCUGGGUUCAGCUGAUCCUCUGGGUCUGGCCAAACUUGGGACUGGAACAGUGGAAAAGGACCGUCGCUGCAAAAAGAAGCACGACCUGUUAGAGGAGGCCUGUCGUCAGGGUCUGCCCUUCGCCUCGUGGGACGGACCCACUGUGGUCACAUGGCUAGAGCUGUGGGUUGGGAUGCCAGCAUGGUACGUGGCAGCAUGUCGUGCCAACGUGAAGAGCGGCGCCAUCAUGGCCAACCUCUCGGACACAGAGAUCCAGAGGGAGAUCGGCAUCAGCAACCCUCUGCAUAGGCUCAAACUCCGUCUGGCCAUUCAGGAAAUGGUCUCCCUCACCAGUCCGUCAGCACCAGCAAGCACUCGCUCUUCAACCAGUAACAUUUGGAUGACGCAUGCUGAGAUGGAGUCUCUCACUGCUGCUACUAAACCAGAGCAGAAGGAGUUCAGCUGGGACCAGAUCCUGGCCUAUGGAGACAUGAACCACGAGUGGGUUGGCAAUGAGUGGCUGCCCAGCCUCGGCCUGCCCCAGUACCGCUCCUACUUCAUGGAGUCACUGGUGGACGCCCGCAUGCUCGAUCACCUCACCAAGAAAGAACUGAGGGGUCAACUGAAGAUGGUGGACAGUUUCCACAGGGUCAGUCUUCACUAUGGUAUCAUGUGCUUGAAACGCUUGAACUAUGACAGGAAGGAGCUGGAGAGGAGGAGGGACGAGAGUCAGCAUCAAAAUCAAGAUGUCAUGGUAUGGUCCAAUGAGCGAGUGAUGUGUUGGGUGCAGUCAAUUGGCCUGAAAGAGUAUGCGGACAACCUUUUAGAGAGUGGGGUGCACGGGGCCCUUCUGGCACUAGAUGACACCUUCGACUACACCGACUUGGCCCUUCUCCUGCAAAUACCCAAUCAGAACACACAGGCAAGGCAGGUCCUAGAGAAGGAGUACAACUCCCUCAUCUCCAUGGGAACAGAGAGAAGGCCAGAUGAGGAUGGCACAAAAACAUUUACUCGAUCUCCAUCCUGGAGGAAGAUGUUCAGGGAGAAGGACCUCCGGGGCGUGACCUCUGACUCGUCAGAAACAUUACCUGCCAACUUCCGUGCCUCCGCCAUCUCGACUCCCUCUGUCACCCUGAGAAAAGUCCAGAGUGAAGUGAACUCCGGUCAGAGAGGAGAGUCGGGCUCCGUGAGAACAUAUUCCUGCUAAAAGAUAAGCACACCAGACCCACACCUCUAUCCUAAAGCACGGGGAAGGAAGAGGGGAAAAAAGUGAGGAUCAAAAUCAAAAGUGGACACUACAACGUUCAAGCCUCGAAGAAUCAAAGACACUUGAGUGAAUGAGUGGUGAAAAGAUCAAAAGAUAAUGAGUGAAUGUUUGUUAAUUCAUGUCUCUCUCUCUCCAUUUUGAUCCAUAGUUGUGGCAUGAUGCUGUUUGAUGCUGUAGAAAGUGACCAUUGCCUGUUGUGAAUUCAUCUUCUGUUUCUGAGUGUGACAUGGCAAUAUUGAUAUGAGAGAAUUUAUGGGUUUUGUUUGUUUGUUUGUUUGUUUGUUUUUUACACUGGGAAAUGCAUACCUGCUCAAAUCAAGAAGAGAAUUGUACCCUCACACAUCCUUCCAGGUGUUUGUACUGAGAAGAGAACACACUCUCGUGACAUGACAGUAAGACUCUGUGGAGAGGGAGCGUCAGCUUUCAGAGGAGAGGAUGUAAGUGUAUAAAGGAUAAAUUUAUUGUAUGUUCCCAAGCCAUAACAGACAUGAGAUGCACAAAUGUGAAUAGGUCGGACGAUGAGACAGUUAGCAAAGUGCUUUACGACAAAAUCCUGUUCAAAGUGGUGGGAAAAAAAGAUUGAAGCCUUUGUUUUAAUAUGCAUGCCAAAAUCCAUUCUAGAGUGAACGUCAUGAUAUCGAUCACCUACUGAUGUGAACAGCUCGGGUCAGGAGUUUGUAAAAUGUGUGUGUUUUAUUUUGAUCAUUCUUUUUUGUAUGAUAACUGCUAGUGUAUGUAUGUACAGUAUGUAUGUGUGUGUGUGUGUGUGUGUGUGUAUUAAACUGUACGUUCAUUUCAUACUUAGUUUUACGACGGUUUACAAUGAUUUUAUUUCAGUUUGACAGAGAAAAAAAACCCAACGUUUUAAUUUAUGGACAUUUAAGAUAUGA